Messenger RNA from Anneissia japonica, 1587 nucleotides. RefSeq names its product sterile alpha motif domain-containing protein 9-like. The annotation marks the transcript as partial. Gene Ontology annotation, cellular component: cytoplasm. The transcript has a single exon. The record is from RefSeq and is a predicted model, not a curated record. NCBI's taxonomy places the organism in Eukaryota, Metazoa, Echinodermata, Crinoidea, Comatulida, Comatulidae.
GUUUGUCAAAGAGAUAUAAAGCACAAAAUAAUAAAAUUUGUAGAAGCAAAGAUUAAAGAGCCAUCACAGCAAUCAAAGACUUUACAAGCGGUAUUUCAGUGGAUCCACCUCUAUCAUCAACCUGGUGCCGGUGCAAGUACUGUUAUAAAACAUGUCCUAUGGGAGUUCCGCAAAAAAUACAGAUGCAUCAUUCUAAACAAGAUCACUGAUCAGACCGAGUCUCAGAUUUUGGAAAUGUGGAGCUAUGGAGAAGAGGGUGACGACAGAAGGCUGUGUUUGCCCAUUGUUAUCGUCAGUGAUAACCUUUGCUAUGAUGAUUUGACUGACAUGAUUAUUUCGCUGGAAUAUAAGACAAAAAAUAUUCCUGACCGAACAUGCAUUAUUUUGAACUGCAGACGGAAUUUAUCACGAAAAGAAGGAAAAAAUGAACAAUCCGAGUCACAUCACUAUAACUUCUCUUUGGAGCAUUCACUUUCUGACAAAGAGAAAGCAUGGUUUCAAAAUAAACAUGAUCAGCUUGAGGUAAAGAUGAAGAAAGAUAAAGAUUUCAUGCCAGACCGCCUUCUUGCUUUCAUGGUGAUGAAGGAGGAGUUUCAAUCAGAGUACGUAAAAAAAACAGUCAGCAGAAUUCUUAGUAAUCUCCAAGAACAACAUCCACAAGAACUUGAGUUGAUAAAGUUCUGUGCUUUAUUUAGCAAGUUUGAGCGUGACUCUGCCAUUCCAAUUCCAUGCUGUGAUGAGUUCAUGGGCUUCGCCUUUUCUGUAAAGAAGAAAAGAGAAUGUCCAUGGGAGUAUGAUAUAUCAGAGGGCAGUUCACUUUUAAUGAUUAAAGUUGAUAUCUUUGAGGUAGGAAGCGUACAAGGAUUUAAGAUUGUCCACCCAAAAGUAGCUGAUUUCAUUUUAAAAGAUACGACUUCCGAACCCCUUAACUCCAUAGUGGAUAACUAUCUCAGUUCCAAGUUACUUAUUGCAAAAUCACACAGCAGAGAAUAUCUUGCUGCAAGAACACAUGAUCUUCUUAUAAAAAGAAACCCUACAGGGUUUGACCCAUCUAAUAAACCGGCAUUUUCAGCUCUUAUACUUGCGAUAACUGAAGUUGACAGAGAAGCAGCUUGUAGAGUACUUAUUCUGGGGUUCCACAUUCUAGAAGAUCCUAUGAUUGCUCAACAGAUUGCAAGAUACUACAGUCUUGUAAUAGAAGAUUACACAAAGGCAUUGGAGUUCAUAGAGAAGGCUAUCGAUAUGAGAAAAGAAAAUUCUUUUCUUUGGGACACAAAAGGGCAAAUUUAUCGAAAAGAAUUUAUGCGGUCAUUCUAUUAUAAAUACGUCGUACGACAUGAAGUACUAAGCAUUGAUGAUAGUUUUAGGGUGUUGCAAUUGGCUUUGAAGGGUAUCGACAGCUUCCACCAAUCUCAGAGCCGGGUUGAUAGAAAAGAUAACACAUCAUGUUUCUCUGGUGAGGUCGAUAUUACAUUUAAGUUGUUGGAUGUUCUUACUUCACUAGAUGUUCUUUUAAAAUCUGCUAAUGGCCGCCAGAUACUGCAACGGUACUUGAUUGACAAGAGUUAUAAACCAAGUGAACUAAGU